AACUUCGGUCGGCGUGAUGCUGCUGCGCCGCCUGGCAACGUCCGUCCUCCGCCGUGGCGCCAACGACGGCAGCGCCCUGGCCGCCGUCCGCGCCGAGAUCGCGCAUGAGCUCUCCUCCUCCCAUGCCUCUUCCUCUCCCCCAUCACUCCAAUCGCAGGACAUUUCCGACUUCUCCGCCGUGUCCGAUGCGUCGCGUGGGCAGGAGGUACUCCUGCGCCGCCGGGAUGCUUCCGAGGAGGUUCUCGUGUCGGCGCUGCUCGCGCCGCUGCGGUUUGAAGGGGAUGAGCCGCUGCCCAGGGAUGCGCUCAUGAAGAUCUUCGUCAGUAAGCCUGGUUUGAAGCCGGUGUUGCGGUUCGACUGUCGCGCGUUUGCAGAUGAAGGUGACGGCGGCGCUGCUGACUAUGAUGUUACUGCUGUUUGUUAUCACUCAAUUGCUGGCGACGCUGGAGAAGACAAGUAUGAAGGACCGGAGUUCAGAGAUUUGGAUCCACGGUUACAGGUUGCACUGAAAGGACAUCUAGUGACAAGAGGCGUUAACUCCAAACUGGCAAGCUCACUUGUCCAUCACUUGAUUAAAAAGGAGCACUGGCAGUACGUGAACUGGUUGAAAACUUUGGAAGAAAUGUUCAGCAAAGAUCAAUAGAUCAUUGAUCCAACAUUUCCAGCACUGAAGACGAUUAUAAUGUUCCCAGUCAACUGCUCACACUUAUGUUGUGGCAAUGCAUAGACGCUAGUUUCGUGGAAAGCAAUCGUGGUGCUUAAUUUAUUUUCGUGAAAUGGGCCACGAAAUCACCGAAACUUUGCUAGUAUCCCCGUAGGCAAAAAUGUUUGUUGCUUACAACAAGAUUUGAUCAAACGUCUAAAAUUUCAACAAUAAAUUUUGUAUUAAAAUAAAUUUAUAAAAUCUAAU
Molecule: messenger RNA, 910 nt
Organism: Oryza brachyantha (malo sina)
Lineage: Eukaryota; Viridiplantae; Streptophyta; Magnoliopsida; Poales; Poaceae
Product: mitochondrial acidic protein mam33
Exons: 3
Coding region: 17-643 (208 amino acids)
Cellular component (GO): mitochondrial matrix
Source: RefSeq, a predicted model, not a curated record